Molecule: messenger RNA, 857 nt
Organism: Oryza sativa Japonica Group (Japanese rice)
Lineage: Eukaryota; Viridiplantae; Streptophyta; Magnoliopsida; Poales; Poaceae
Source: RefSeq, a predicted model, not a curated record
CGGACAAUAUCUCUUCCAAGAGAAGGAAACGCCAACUUCACAAAAAUCACAUUCCAAAUCAGAAACCUCGGACCUCCAACCCAGGAUCGGAGCGGAUGACGACGACGACGACGGCGGCGACGAGGAGGUGGUGGAAGCGCCGCGGCGGCGGCGGCGGCGACGGCGCGGAAGACGGCGACGACCUCAUCCCGAUGGACAUCCAAGACCAGGAGGAGAUGGUCCGGUCGCUGGAGCAGAAGCAGGCGCAGCAGAGCCGCCGGUGGAGGCGCGUCUUCGCCGGGUUCCUCCUCGGCUACGCGGCCUUCCUCGUCUACUCCGGCUUUCACCAUGCGGCGGCCCCGUGGGAACUGCGGUAUCAUGCUUAUUUCAUGGAAGAUUUGUCAUCACCGAUGGUCGUAGUUGCAGAUUGGAUAGCUGCCCUAGCAUGUUUAUUCUCAAUUAAAGGAUUACUUCACUCCUGGAAGAAGUGGAUGUGGUAUUCAUUCUAUGUCAGCAUACUAGUAGCCCUCUUCUGGACAUACUACCUCUUGAGGUUACCGAGAAUUCGAUGGGAUGUAGCAUGGCUCCCGUUUGGCCCUUUGAUUGCUUCUGCAUUGAGCCUCUAUGUGGACCACUCUAUGCUGGAGUCAAUGCAAGAUAUCAACACCUUGAGGAGCUACAUGUAUAACUACAAGGCCUUGUAGUGUGGAGAAUAUGGCUAGUUGUAUCUAUACAUGUAAUAGGUUUGCACUUUUCAUUAACUCCCGGUAUAGCUUAGAGUUCAUCUACUUCUAGUUUACUGCUAAACAAUGGAGAUUCACAGGUUUCAUCUUUGAAUGGAAUUAUUUUGGUUAAUGUAGCAUCCAUCAUUUGAGCAA